This is a messenger RNA of Paraglomus brasilianum, 423 nucleotides long. Lineage: Eukaryota; Fungi; Glomeromycota; Glomeromycetes; Paraglomerales; Paraglomeraceae. The record is from the annotation of a GenBank genome assembly.
AUGUCAUACUAUUUUGUAAUAGUUGGAACAAAGGAUAACCCAAUAUAUGAAGCAGAGUUUACAUCAACCGGGCGUGGUGGCUCUGAGGCAAUUAGGAGAGAUGAACAUAAGCACUUGAAUCAAUUUAUAGUACAUUCUGCUCUGGAUAUCGUUGAGGAGCUUCAAUGGAAGUCUAAUGCCAUGUAUUUGAAAUCGAUUGAUAAGUUCAAUGAAUGGUUAAUAUCCGCUUAUGUUACGGCAGGAAAUAUAAAACUCAUGCUACUUCAUGAGACCAAAAAUGAAGAAGGCAUCAAAACAUUCUUCAACGAAUGUCAUGAAUUGUACAUAAAGAUGCUAUUAAACCCAUUCUAUGAAGUCAAUUCUCCUAUAACAUCUUCUGCUUUUGAUACAAGAGUGAGGUUUGUUGCAAAGAAGUAUUUAUAG